AUGAGGCGGCGGAGGAUGUUCCCCCCGUUCAAGGUGCGGGUGAGCGGCCUGGACAAGAAGGCCAAGUACAUUUUGCUGAUGGAUAUAGUGGCGGCCGACGAUUGCCGGUACAAGUUCCACAACUCCCGCUGGAUGGUCGCCGGCAAGGCCGACCCGGAGAUGCCCAAGCGCAUGUACAUCCACCCCGACAGCCCGGCCACCGGGGAGCAGUGGAUGGCCAAACCUGUUGCCUUUCACAAGCUCAAGCUCACCAACAACAUCUCGGACAAGCACGGCUUUACCAUCCUGAACUCCAUGCACAAGUACCAGCCCAGGUUCCACAUAGUCCGGGCCAACGACAUCCUCAAGCUGCCCUACAGCACCUUCCGCACCUACGUGUUCCCCGAGACCGACUUCAUCGCCGUCACUGCCUACCAGAACGACAAGGUACGGCCAGGCAGCCCCUGCCCUCCUGCCCUAAGGUGCUCUGGGCUCAGGAGGAGCCAAAAAAAUAGACAGCUCUCGCUGCCGUCCCUGCGGAUGUACGAGGGGCCCUGCAAGCCCGACCGCGACGGCGGGGAGUCGGACGCCUCCUCCUGCGAGCCCUCGGCCGUGCGCGACGCCCUCCACUCCCCCGUGGGCGCCCUCCCCAGCCCCCUGCGCCUCAAGGGCAGCGGCAGAGAGGAGAAGCCGGGGGCCGACAGCGAUGCAGAGGUGGAGAAGGUGCCCGAGGAGCAGCCGGUGGCAGCGGCCAGCCCCGGCAGGGAGGAUGUGACGCCGCGCAGCAGCCCCCGGUGCCCGGAGGAGAGGAGCAAGGAGAGGCGCAGCCCGGAGAAGGUCAAGGAUGGCGCGUCCUCCCGGGAGGGUCCCGGCGAGGGCCUGUUUGGCACACGGGGCCUGGAGAAGGAUAAGGUGGAAGGACGGAGGAAAGAGCCGGACCCUGGCAAGAAGGACGCGGAGGGCGGUGGGCUGGGCAAGGAGGCCUUCGCCCCGCUGAUGGUGCACACGGACAGCCCCCCGCACCUGAGCGCCGGGCACCUGCAGAGCCUGGCGCUCUCCGGCCUCCACGGGCAGCAGUUCUUCAGCCCCUUGGGCGCCGGGCAGCCCCUCUUCAUCCACCCGGGACAGUUCGCCAUGGCUCCCGGCGCCUUCUCCGCCAUGGGCAUGGGACAUUUGCUGGCCUCGGUGACCGGUGGGGGCAGCCUGGAGAACGGAGCCCUCUCGUCCGCCCCGGGCACGGCAGGGACGGCCACCCCCUUCCCUUUCCACCUCUCCCAGCACAUGCUGGCCUCUCAGGGAAUCCCGAUGCCCACCUUCGGCGGACUCUUCCCCUACCCCUACACCUACAUUCCUCCCAGCACCAACCUGCUGACCACUGGCCUGCCCGCCAGCCUCAACCCCGGCUCCGAGGGCUCCAAGGCCGGCAGCAGCCGGGAAUCCAGCCCCCUCCCCGAGGUGCCCCUGCACAAGGGGGGCAGCCAGCGCCCCGCCGCCUCCCCCAAGGGCUCCCUGAAGGAGUCCCUCAACGAACUGCAAAACAUCCAGAGACUGGUGAGCGGGCUGGAGAGCCAGCGGGAGCUGUCACCUGGCAGGGAAUCCCCCAAGUGA
Molecule: messenger RNA, 1587 nt
Organism: Nipponia nippon (crested ibis)
Lineage: Eukaryota; Metazoa; Chordata; Aves; Pelecaniformes; Threskiornithidae
Source: RefSeq, a predicted model, not a curated record